AUGUCUCCUGACAGAUUUGAAUAUCUUUUGUCCUUAAUCGGACCUCCAAUAAUAAAAAAAAAUUGUCCCCGUGGAAAGUCUAUAUACCCAUCGCAGCAAUUAAUAACUACACUUGAAGAAACCUGUUUUGCUAUAUGUAAAGUUCUAAAAAAAAUAUUUCAAAGAGCCUCUAACGACAUACAAGAGUGGCAAAAUAUUAUUAAAAAAUUUAAUCAGAAUUGGAACUUUCCAAAAUUUAUAGGAGCUAUUGAUGGAAAGCACGUACGCAUUGAAACUCCUGCAAAAUCUGGUUCUUCUUUUUACAAUUAUAAAGGGUUUUACAGUAUGAUUUUAUUAGCCAUCUGUGGUGCUAAAUAUUGUUUUACAGUGGUUGAUAUAGGGGGUUAUAGAAGGGAUAAUGAUACUUCUAUUUUAAAUGCCAGCAAUUACCAGAAUUUACCAAUUUAA
This is a messenger RNA of Hydra vulgaris (swiftwater hydra), 447 nucleotides long. RefSeq lists its product as uncharacterized. The record is from RefSeq and is a predicted model, not a curated record. NCBI's taxonomy places the organism in Eukaryota, Metazoa, Cnidaria, Hydrozoa, Anthoathecata, Hydridae.